Linum trigynum is the source of this 2766-nucleotide messenger RNA. The record is from the annotation of a GenBank genome assembly. Lineage: Eukaryota; Viridiplantae; Streptophyta; Magnoliopsida; Malpighiales; Linaceae.
CUACCGUCAUUGUUGUUGGCUUGGAGCAGAGGUUUUGCGAGCAGUGUAACAGGUUGCCAUUUUCACUCUUCUCCCUCCCUUGUUAUGUAGAUUUUGUGGCCCACAGAGGAACGGUUGCUGACGAUUUGUACGGCAGAGAGUGAGAUAGCGUCACUUCCCUGUGGGGAUGUGAGUUUCACAUUCUAGGGCAAUUUGGGUAUGAAAAAAAACAGAAUUUAUUAAUUAUUUUUUUGUAUUAAUUACAAAAUGAGAAUUAAAAAUACAUAUUAAAUAUAUGUUUUUUUUAAUUUAAAUCCUAAAACUAAUACAAUUAUAUCUCUCUCUAUCUCUCUCUUCAUUUUUCAGUAGCCUCUUCGCUCCGAUUGCCAAGCUUUCUCCGACCGGCAGACUUUUUCCCAGUGAAAUCCUCCCAUCAGACUCUCUCCGGCGAUCUGCAAAAAAACCACUCCGUCAGUGCGCUAGUGGUACUGAUUUCCGUCUAGGGGUACGGUACCAGUGGUAGUGGUACGCUACCACUACCACUGGUACCGUACCACUAGACACAAGUUAGUACCACUAGAGAUUAACAUAAAAAAAUCAAAUCUGUAAUCUGGAAAAUUCCAGAUCUGGAAAAAAAAUUAAGGGAUGAUGAAAGGAGAAGGCAGGGGAGAGAUCGUUACCUCUGCGGCGACGGCGGCAGUGGAUGAUGGCGGCGACGGAGAAUGAUGGGAGAGAGAAGGAGAGAUGCGACGGCGAGAGGAGAGAUGAAGGGAGAGGUCGUUACCCCUGCGGCGACGACGACGGAGGAUGGUGGGAGGCGAAGGCUACGACGGCUGCGGCGGGAUGGCUGCAACGGUGGUUGGAGGAGGGAGAGAUGGAGGCGGGGGUCGGUGGUGACAUGGAGAGACGGAUGGGAGGAGGCGGCUAGUGUUUUGGGGAGAGAGGCAAUGGGUCGGGUCGGGGACGGAUAGUGCAUAUCCAUUACCCUACCCAAAGUAGUUCGGCUUUUACCCAUACUCAUACCCACAUAUAAACGGAUAGAAAAUUAAAACCAUGUCCAUACCCGUUCGGGUUUCGGGUAUCCAUGGGUAUCCAUGGGUAAUGAUUUCUCUUCAUAACUCUAACUAAUAUGUUAACAUUCACACGUAUUCUCACAUUACGCAAGAGGAAAAGUAUGACAAUAAUUCACUAGAAUGAAUAAAAUUAAUUAAAACAACACAAUUUCAUGAAAAUAUUAUAUUUAUAUGCUAAAUAUAAAAUAUGUUAGAGAAAAAUAAUGACUAUUUCUAGACAAAUACAUAUGUAUGUGUAUAAUCGGGCGGGUUCGGGUUGGAUACUGAGAAACCCAUGCCCACCCAUUACCCGCAAUAUUCGGGUUUGGGUUUUACCCGUACCCACUAAAUUUCCUUCGGGUUCGGGUUUUACCCUACCCGAUUAAGCCGGGUUCGGGUGGAUAUCCACGGUUACGGAUAUUUUUGCCAUCCCUAAGAGAGGGCGUGUGUUAGGGGGUGGGGGGAGGUUUUUUAUUUAUGAAAAAUAGAUUAUUUAGAAAAUGAGAAAAUAUCCUAUGUGAUAAUAUUUCUUCAUUUCAAAAAUACCAUUUCUUUAAUCUUAACCAUUAAUUUGAAAAAAGAAUAAAGAGUGAGGAGAGAGACCAUAUCCCAUCCCGGAUUUAGGGCACCACCAAUGAGGGCCUUCAUAAUAUAUGUUUUGAGUGUAGUAAAUAUGGUCACACGAAAAGCCACCUGCCGACUCCUAGCACGAAAGCUCGGAACCGAGUAAUCCCCAUAAGGCGAGUGAACCGUCUAAGGAGCAAGUGAAUGGAGAGUGGAUCGUGGCCAAGUCUAAGUAUAAGAAGAAGCAACCAACAGAGGCAUGUGCUCGGAGGAGGAAGAAGAAGAUGUGAAAAUGGAGACCCAAGAUAUGUUCCGAAGUCAACUCCGGUAGUGACUGCCACAACCAUGUGAAUCCGACUUGAACUCUAUUUUUUUUUUUUUUUGUAUAUAAUAGGGUGAAGUCUAUCAUAUUCAGGAUAAAUCUAGUGUACCGUAAGGAAACAUGGUUUGUAGCUCAUUUUUCAUAUUCGAUGGGCAAGUUCGAUGACAGUCAAGAACAAAAUCAUUAACUAAGUUGAAGAUUGACAACCAUCUGACAUCAUAACAAUAAAUUGUUUUCAUAUGAAUGUACGAAUACAAUCUCGAAUACAAGCAACAUAGAGGUAUGGUUUUUAUUAUGAUUUUAUGGUAUAACACUGGUGUUCUAUGUUGAAAGGUUUUCGGUUUAAAGUUGUGUGUGGUGUUUAAUGUCAAUCUAUGAAAUGUGUGGUUGUAAGAAUGGGAAGAAAGGAUGAACAUUGGGAUGUCUAAUUCUAUGAAAACUAUAAGUUUGUCCUGCUUUCGGUUUUUACGGUUUUCCAUAUGCAUAUGCGUUUACGAAAUGGUUUUGAUGGGUUUCGGUGAUUUGUUUGGAUACUUCGGAAAGUUAUUGGCAUUUGCUUUGCUCUUGCCUUGAUUUUGGGUGGUUCGUCAUCUGCUCAAAUUUGAAUGUCUUUGGCUUUUGAAUAUUAGGGGUAAUUCAAGAUUUGAGUAGUGGGGGUUCAAAUGAGGCGGUGUAGUGAAUGCACAAAUUUGAAACAAGGCCAUUUAGUCUUGUAAAACCCACACCAAUUUCUUACCAAGUCAUCCAUUUUAUCUUGCAGUAUGUUAUUUGUUUCCCUAAUUGCAAGUCUUUCAUGUUUAUGAUUCAUAAAUUGGAGGGGAGAAAGAAAGAUAAAUUAAUUUAAUAUGA